This is a messenger RNA of Closterium sp. NIES-67, 1037 nucleotides long. Lineage: Eukaryota; Viridiplantae; Streptophyta; Zygnematophyceae; Desmidiales; Closteriaceae. The record is from the annotation of a GenBank genome assembly.
AAUUCCAGUUCCUCGUUCACCAUCAUCUCUGCUCGGUUUACGUUAGCGCAGUUUACGCCAGUAGAGCCUCUCUGACUCCUGUGCCUUCCAGACCUUUCUCAAAAUGUCUCUGUUCCCGAGCAUUUCUUCUGGUCGCAAGUUUAUCGUCGGAGGCAACUGGAAGUGCAAUGGCACCGUGGAGUCUAUCAAGAAGCUCGUUGGCGUCCUGAACGCUGCUACCGUUCCCAGCGGCGAUGUCGUCGAGACCGUUAUCGCUCCCCCCUCCGUCUACAUUCCUCUGGUGAAGGCCGAGCUCCGCAAGGACUUCGCCGUCGCUGCUCAGAACGCCUGGGUGAACAAGGGCGGCGCCUUCACCGGUGAAGUGAGCCCUGACAUGCUUGUGGAUCUCGACAUUCCCUGGGUCAUCCUCGGCCACUCCGAGCGGAGAACCAUCAUCAAGGAGUCCAACGAGUUCGUCGCGGACAAGGUUGCCUAUGCCCUGAGCAAGGGCCUCAAGGUCAUUGCGUGCAUCGGCGAGUCCCUGGAGCAGAGGGAGGGCGGCGAGACGGUCGCUGUCGUCUCUGCUCAAGUCAAGGCCAUUGCAGACAAGAUCAGCAAGUGGGACGAUGUUGUUCUCGCCUACGAGCCCAUCUGGGCCAUUGGCACUGGCAAGGUCGCCACGCCUGCUCAAGCCCAGGAGACUCAUGCGGACAUCCGCAAGUGGAUCGCCGAGAACGUCAGUGCUGAUGUGGCAGCUGCGAUCCGGAUUCAGUACGGAGGCUCUGUCAACGCCGCCAACUGCAAAGAGCUUGCCGCUCUUCCCGAUGUAGAUGGUUUCCUUGUUGGUGGAGCUGCUCUCAAGCCCGAGUUUGUUGAUAUCAUCAACUCUGCUACUGCUUCAAAGUAGGAAAGCCUGCUUGCAGAUGUUUGCUAUGAUAUGGUUGGUAUCAAAUUUAGUCGGUUAUACUUGAUCCAUUGGUCCGGCUUCUUCAUUCCAUCUAUUAAUUCUUUUGUGUAUCAACACAUGCAAAACAAGGCGUAUCAACACAUGCAAAACU